UGAGUUGAGCACAGCCAGGAGGGUACAAAUCCUUUUGCAGAAGAGCAAGGAUGUUGAAGUAGCUGUCAGUACAAACAUUCCCUUUCAGAGCCCAAGGCCAACUGCAACUAAAAUGCAGGAAGGUGUUCGGAGAGGUAAAAGAAACAGCGUUCUGUUAAAAUACUCUCGAUAGAAUAAUGGAAGAGAAAGAUUUUUGUCUGCAGCAACUGUAUUCCCAGCAUUCUUUUUCUGGCUUUGCCUUUACAAGAAGUCUGUCGCAUUUCCUUAUUAUUUAAAGGAACAGAGUAAGUAGCGAAAGUGAAAAUCGCUUUAUCCCAGCACGGAUGCCGCGUCCUCACACCCACGAUCCCGGGCUGAGCUGGCUGUCUCCCAUGUGGAGCUGCCGCCGCUUCAGAGAGCCGAUGUCUCAGGAGCGCGGCGUGCAGGAGCGGCCGGAGAGUCGUGAAGAAGAUGACAGAAAAGUAAGAAGGAGAGAAAAGAAUCGAGUUGCUGCACAGAGGAGCCGGAAGAAGCAAACUCAGAAAGCAGAUAAACUUCACGAGGAAUAUGAGUCUCUCGAGCAAGAAAAUACCUCCCUAAAAAGAGAAAUUGGAAAGCUAACAGAUGAAAUGAAACACUUGAGUGAAGUGUUGAAGGAUCAUGAAAAGAUCUGUCCACUAUUGCACUGCACCAUGAACUUUGUGACCAUACCAAGGCCUGAUGCACUUGCCAGCUGCCUACCAAGAUGAGUGCUCUCCUCAAUCACCUCUCAAUGUGAUGUGUGCAAGUGCCAUUAACAGGAGGUUUCAAGAACUGCCUAGUUCUUUCAUUGAAGAGGGCUGGGGUCCACCACGCAGCUCUACUCCACGCUGAAAUGUUACAGUCUUCUGAAUCUCAGGAAAACACCAGUAUGGAAAAAAAGACAAUUUGAACAGCAGCUUCUAACUUGGUAGACUCUUCAAGCCAUGGUUUUGCCUUUGGAAAUGUCAAAGUGCAGUGCAGCCCACUAUGGAGUGAUGGAGUGUAGACAGGGAAAAGUACCGACCUCAGCCUGGGAUGCCUUUCUCCCACACAUCCACUGCCAGUAGCCCUUUGUCACUUGUCACCCAUGCAUGUCAUGAUCUGGCUGCUGGGUUUUAUCUCUCUAAACAGUUUUGGUUAAUAAAAGCAAUGUCUCAUCUCUAUAA
This is a messenger RNA of Haemorhous mexicanus (house finch), 1166 nucleotides long. It is a transcript of the gene BATF3, whose product is annotated as basic leucine zipper ATF-like transcription factor 3. Bases 324 to 728 code for a protein of 134 amino acids. Gene Ontology annotation, biological process: regulation of transcription by RNA polymerase II. NCBI's taxonomy places the organism in Eukaryota, Metazoa, Chordata, Aves, Passeriformes, Fringillidae. The record is from RefSeq and is a predicted model, not a curated record. Gene Ontology annotation, cellular component: nucleus. Gene Ontology annotation, molecular function: RNA polymerase II cis-regulatory region sequence-specific DNA binding; DNA-binding transcription factor activity, RNA polymerase II-specific. The transcript is spliced from 3 exons.